Molecule: messenger RNA, 859 nt
Organism: Humulus lupulus (European hop)
Lineage: Eukaryota; Viridiplantae; Streptophyta; Magnoliopsida; Rosales; Cannabaceae
Product: calmodulin-like protein 7
Exons: 1
Coding region: 295-753 (152 amino acids)
Molecular function (GO): calcium ion binding
Source: RefSeq, a predicted model, not a curated record
UUCCCAUUAGAAGUCUUCGCUACUACCAAAGGCUUAGAUUUUUGUAGAAACGAGACUUAUUUGAAUAGUGGUUAUUAUUAGAAUCAAAUGUCACAAACAAAGAUUCUGCUACAGUGAAAAAUAUUUGUCUCCCACCAAUGAGAAUUGCCCUGUAUAUAUAUAUUCGUGCCCGUGCCCUACAAAUCAAUAAAGUCAACACACAAACGUUAUUAGCAACCAUACAAUAUCUUCUGCCCUAGCUACGCGCAGCUGCAACGAGAAGAACAAGUUCGCGAGAUCCAAAGCUCGAAGCAGAUGGAACUGAAUCGUGUGUUCCAAACGUUCGACCGGAACGGGGACGGGCUAAUCACGAAGGGGGAGCUGAUCAAGGCGUUUGAAUUAUUGGGUGGCCCUAUCCCCGACGAAGAGCUUUCUGAGGUGAUAGCGAAAUUCGACGCCAAUGGCGAUGGGUGCAUCGACGUGGACGAGUUCGGCAAGCUGUGUCGAUCGUUCAUGUACGACGGAGAGGCCGAGCGCGACGAUGACCUGAAGAAGGCCUUUGAAUUGUACGAUACGAGUGGAGAUGGGCAACUCACGGCCAAUGAGCUCCAAUCGAUGUUGUCUUCCCUUGGGCUUAAUCAGUGGAUGACCGUAGAGGAUUGCACGAAGAUGAUCACGCAGAUGAUCAAGAAGAUGAUCACGCAGAUGAUUAUGAAGAUGAUCGCGAUGGUGAUAAUGAAGAUAGCCAGAUCGGUGAUGGCAGGGGUAUUUUAGCAUAAUUUUUUUUGGGGUUUUUUGUUUUAGUUUAUUAAUUUCUCUGUAUACUGUUAUGUAUUAAGAAAGUUUUAAUUCUAUACAAAUUUGUCUCAUAUUUGUCUUU